AUGUUAGGUAUUAAAGAUUCAUAUGAAAAACAAGAGAAAAACGAGAUACUAAACACUUUUAACAAAUGUAUUUCAGUAAACGAAGAAGGCAGAUAUGAAAUAGGCCUAAUGUGGAAAGACAACUCCGAUUUAGACUCUAACUAUGAUCAAGCAUACCGAAGACUCAUGUCUACGACUAAGAAGUUAGAGAAUACAAAUAUUAUAAAGGAGUACGGUGAAGUAAUAAAAGAAUGGCAAAAGGAAGGUAUUAUAGAAGUAGUGAAAGAGGACAAUAUUAACGAGGGUCACUACUUACCACAUCAUGCUGUCAUCAAGUGGGACAGGGCCACAACCAAAAUAAGGCCAGUAUUUGAUGCUUCUUGUAAAGGAAAAAAUAAAAAGUCCUUGAAUGAUUGUAUCGAUAAAGGACCCAACCUUAUCGAAGAAAUACCUAAACUUUUAUUGAACUUUAGAUCAGGUGCUUAUGGAGUGACAGCAGAUAUAAAAAAGGCGUUUCUACAAAUUUCUAUCUCACCACAUGACCGAAAGUAUUUAAAGUUACUUUGGUGGAAAGAAAAUCAAAGAGAAAUUGUUACUUACCAACAUGCCAGAGUUCCUUUUGGAGUAGCAUGCAGCCCAUUCUUGUUAGCGGUAACUAUAUAUCAUCACUUAGAGAAAGAAAAAAAUACUUUCGAAGCCACGGCGAAGAGACUUAGAGAUUCGUUUUAUGUAGACAACUGCGUCACCAGUUUUGACACUCCUGAAGAAGUUAAAAGUUUCGAAGAGGAAGCAAAAGUAUUAAUGAUGAAAGGGAAAUUUGAACUAAGAGCUUGGAUGACAAAUUCAACCCAAGAAGUAGAUCCAGUUUCAGUUUUAGGAGUGCAAUGGAACAGAUACGCAGACGAUUUAUGUUGUAAUGUAAAUAUAAAAUCUGUACCUGAACGAAUAACAAAGAGGGACCUACUGUCUAUAACCCAACAGAUAUUUGACCCGAUAGGUUUUCUAUCACCUGUUACUCUA
Papilio xuthus (Asian swallowtail) is the source of this 999-nucleotide messenger RNA. RefSeq lists its product as uncharacterized. The annotation marks the transcript as partial. NCBI's taxonomy places the organism in Eukaryota, Metazoa, Arthropoda, Insecta, Lepidoptera, Papilionidae. The transcript has a single exon. The record is from RefSeq and is a predicted model, not a curated record.